This is a messenger RNA of Equus caballus (horse), 3706 nucleotides long. The record is from RefSeq and is a predicted model, not a curated record. NCBI's taxonomy places the organism in Eukaryota, Metazoa, Chordata, Mammalia, Perissodactyla, Equidae.
CACAGUCCCGCAGGCGCUGCGUGAGGUUCCGCGUCCUGCGUCGCUGCCAGGAGGGGGCGGGGGGGGGGCGCGGUGAGACAGGAGGCUCCGCGUCCCGCCCACCGCCUUGAGAUGUAUAGCUGCCUGGAUCUGUCGGGUCAUGUUGUGCUGUGUAGGGGAUCCGCUGUUGGCCAUGGAUCUCUGGUUGUAAUUUAGAGGGAGAGACAAAGGCAACCCCUCACUCCCUCUGGAGAGCCCUUGGCUUCUUUGUUCCCCCAGUUGAGCUGGGUCAGCUAUAUCCAGGGAUAACUAUGGAGUUUGGGAAGACAAGGGGGAGGGUAACGCCUCAAGAGCUGAAUCCAAGCUCAGGACCUAAACCUAAAAGGGUGCCGAAAAUGGUUGGGAGAAGGAAAAAAGAAAAGGUGAAGAGGAAAAAAAACAAGGCAAAUAUAGAGGAGCUGAAGAAGGAAGUGGUCAUGGAUGACCAUAAAUUAACCUUGGAAGAGCUGAGCAGAAGGUAUUCUGUGGACCUGACAAAGGGCCUUCGCCCAGAAAAGGCCCAGGAAAUACUGGAUCGAGAUGGACCCAAUACACUUACCCCACCCCCCACCACUCCUGAGUGGGUCAAAUUCUGUAAACAACUGUUUGGUGGCUUCUCCAUCCUACUGUGGACGGGUGCCAUUCUCUGCUUCGUGGCCUAUGGCAUCCAGACGUAUUUCAAUGAGGAGCCUACCAAAGAUAAUCUGUACCUGGGCAUUGUACUAGCUGUCGUGGUCUUCAUCACAGGCUGCUUCUCCUAUUAUCAGGAGGCCAAGAGCUCCAAGAUCAUGGAGUCUUUUAAGAGCAUGGUGCCUCAGCAAGCUCUGGUAAUUCGAGGUGGAGAAAAGAUGCAGAUCAACGUACAAAAUGUGGUAGUGGGAGACCUGGUAGAAGUGAAGGGUGGGGACCGAAUCCCUGCCGACAUCCGCCUUAUCUCUGCACAAGGAUGUAAGGUGGACAAUUCAUCAUUGACUGGAGAAUCAGAGCCCCAGUCCCGCUUUCCUCAUUUCACCCAUGAGAACCUUCUAGAGACCCGAAACAUCUGCUUCUUCUCCACCAACUGUGUGGAAGGAACAGCCCGGGGCAUUGUGAUUGCUACAGGAGACUCCACAGUGAUGGGCCGCAUUGCCUCGCUGACAUCAGGACUAGCAGUUGGCCAGACCCCCAUUGCUACUGAGAUCAAACACUUCAUCCAUAUAAUCACAAUGGUGGCCGUCUUCCUUGGUGUCUCUUUCUUUGGGCUCUCGCUCAUGUUGGGCUACAGCUGGCUGAAGGCUGUCAUUUUUCUUAUUGGCAUCAUUGUGGCCAAUGUGCCUGAGGGGCUGCUGGUUACUGUCACCGUGUGUCUGACUCUGACAGCCAAGCGCAUGGCGAAGAAGAACUGCCUGGUGAAGAACCUGGAGGCGGUGGAGACGCUGGGCUCCACCUCCAUCAUCUGCUCUGACAAGACGGGCACCCUCACCCAGAACCGCAUGACUGUCGCCCACUUAUGGUUCGAUAAGACCACAUAUGAGGCCGACACUAGUGAAGAACAGACUGUGAAUACAUUUGCCAAGGACUCUGAUACCUGGUUUAUCCUGGCCCGAAUCGCUGGCCUCUGCAACCGGGCUGACUUUAAGCCUGAUCAGGAGACCCUUCCCAUAGCUAAGCGGGCGACAACAGGGGAUGCUUCUGAGUCAGCCCUCCUCAAGUUCAUCGAGCAGUCUUACAGCUCUGUGAAGGAGAUGAGAGAGAAAAGCCCCAAGGUGGCAGAGAUUCCCUUUAAUUCUACCAACAAGUACCAGAUAUCCAUCCACCUGCGGGAGGACAGCUCCCAGACCCACGUGCUCUUGAUGAAGGGGGCUCCUGAGAGGAUUUUGGCGUUUUGCUCUAGUUAUCUUCUGAAUGGGCAGGAGUAUUCAAUGGACGAGGAAAUGAAAGAAGCCUUCCAAAAUGCUUACUUGGAACUAGGAGGUCUGGGGGAACGCGUGCUAGGGUUCUGCUUCUUGAAUCUGCCUAAUACCUUCUCCAAGGGAUUCAAGUUUAAUACAGAUGAAGUCAAUUUUCCCAUGGAAAACUUUUGUUUUGUGGGGCUCAUAUCCAUGAUUGACCCUCCCCGACCUGCCGUGCCUGAGGCUGUGUGCAAGUGUCGUAGUGCAGGGAUUAAGGUGAUUAUGGUAACAGGGGAUCAUCCCAUUACAGCCAAGGCCAUUGCCAAGGGUGUGGGCAUCAUUUCAGAAGGCACCGAGACUGCAGAGGACACUACUGCCCAGCUCAAGGUCCAUGUCAGGCAGAUCGAUAGCAGGGAUGUCAAAGCCAUUGUGGUGCACGGCUCAGACCUAAAGGAUAUGAGCUCAGCGCAGCUUGAUGAGAUUCUCCGAAACUACACUGAGAUUGUGUUUGCUAGAACCUCCCCUCAGCAGAAACUCAUAAUCGUAGAGGGAUGUCAGAGGCAGGGAAACGUUGUGGCGGCGACUGGUGAUGGCGUGAAUGACUCCCCAGCACUGAAGAAAGCUGACAUUGGCAUUGCCAUGGGCAUCACUGGUUCUGACGUAUCUAAGCAGGCAGCAGACAUGAUCCUGCUGGACGACAACUUUGCUUCCAUUGUCACAGGCGUGGAGGAGGGCCGCCUCAUCUUUGACAACCUGAAGAAAUCCAUCGCGUACACCCUGACCAGCAACAUCCCCGAGAUCACCCCCUUCCUGCUCUUCAUCAUCCUCGGUAUCCCCCUGCCUCUGGGCACCAUAACCAUCCUCUGCAUUGACCUGGGCACCGACAUGGUCCCUGCUAUCUCCUUAGCUUAUGAGUCAGCUGAAAGUGACAUCAUGAAGAGGGCUCCACGGGAUCCAAAGAAUGAUAAACUGGUGAACUAUCGUCUCAUCGGCAUGGCCUAUGGACAGAUUGGGAUGAUCCAGGCUCUGGCUGGAUUCUUCACCUAUUUUGUGAUCCUGGCUGAGAAUGGUUUUAAGCCUGCUGAUCUGCUGGGCAUCCGCCACGACUGGGAAAAUUCAUACGUCAAUGACCUGGAGGACAGCUAUGGACAGCAGUGGACAUUUGAGCAGCGGAAGAUUUUGGAGUUCACAUGCCAAACAGGCUUCUUUGUCAGCAUCGUGAUUGUGCAGUGGGCCGACCUCAUCAUCUGCAAGACCCGGCGCAACUCGGUCUUCCAGCAGGGCAUGAAAAACAAGAUCCUCAUAUUUGGGAUACUGGAGGAGACAUUCCUGGCUGCUUUUCUGUGCUACACUCCAGGCAUGGACAUGGCCCUGAGAAUGUACCCACUCAAGAUAUUCUGGUGGCUUUGUGCCAUUCCCUACAGCAUUCUUAUCUUUAUCUAUGAUGAAGUCAGAAAAUUUGCCAUCCGUAAUCAUCCUGGCGGCUGGCUGGAGAGAGAGACCUACUACUAAAAUCAGCGGAGGAAGAGCUCCACAUGACUUAGGGGUGUCCUGAGGGCCGGGUAGGGGGGAGGGUUUUUGAGUUUGGCACAACAUUUAGAGAGCGUAUGAGUUGGGGCAGAGAGAUGCUAGGAUGAAUUACCUCGGAUGAGAGGGAGACAGGUGAUCCUGACGCUGGAAUGAGGGCACCAUGGGGAGGAGACCGGGUGGGUUGAGGGGAAGCCCGGCCUGUGUCUGGCUAGAGCCCAGUGAGGAGGGGCGUUGUCCUGUUGAAUCUAGUAGCCAGUCUACAGAGUAAAUGUUGGCAACAGCUCUCA